AUGUCUGUUCGACUGUUGAGGAAAAUUCUCAAUGAACAAGAAACAGCAACACAGCAGCGCCGGCCUGGAACAGAAGAGCAGCAGCUCAACAGCGGCGAUGAGUCCGUGUCGCCUGAUUCGUCCAUUCAUUCCUCUAAAAAUCCCUUCGAUCUCCUCAACGACAACGAUCAGGGAAAUGAGUCAGAAAUAGCUGAUGAAUCAUCGAUAGGAAACAUUGAUGUCAAUGAACCCCCAACAGGGAAAGCUAUUGUAAACACAGUUCCAUCUCUUAAUCACAAGUCAAAGAAAAAUAAAAAGAAGAAAAGCAAGGAACAUUCAUUUUCAAACACAUAUAAAGCUGACAACCGUGUAGAUGUGAUGUUAGAAAACUUAUCUUUUGGAGUUGAUGGUUCUAGUCGUCAGUCUGGCGGUUCUCAUCCAGUAAAAGCUAAACCAAAUCUAAAUGCUGGUGGCAGCGUGGUGAAGCAAUGCACAUCAUCCAUUUUACAAGUUGACCCAAAAUUUCUUAGUGCAGAAAAUGAGCUGCGGAGAAUAUUUGGUUCUAAAGUAGUGAGUUCAUUUGAAAAAAGUAACCAAACGGGAACUUCUAGACAGAUACGUGGAGGUAGACGUGGAAGCCACAAUCAUAGGAGGACUAUUCUUGUCUCUCCAUCGGAACAUUGGCCUCGAUGGGAUGGAUCUUUAUCAAUGGAACUUCUUGAAACCAGAGAAGGAUAUCACUAUUUCAGGUAG
Ilex paraguariensis (yerba mate) is the source of this 732-nucleotide messenger RNA. The record is from the annotation of a GenBank genome assembly. Lineage: Eukaryota; Viridiplantae; Streptophyta; Magnoliopsida; Aquifoliales; Aquifoliaceae.